This is a messenger RNA of Equus caballus (horse), 1999 nucleotides long. Lineage: Eukaryota; Metazoa; Chordata; Mammalia; Perissodactyla; Equidae. The record is from RefSeq and is a predicted model, not a curated record.
CAUCUUCUGGAUCCUUGUCCUGUCUCCCCUUUACCUGGCUGAGGUUUAGGAAAACACUUUGAUGUAAAAUCCGUGGUACCAUGGACUCCCCAGGUGGACAUUCUGUUAUCAGGAGGAUUCAUGUGACAAAUAUUUUUAACAACAUCUACCAAAUUGUGAAGUAGAAAAUAUACAUGACAGUUUUUGUCCUCCUGGGACUUAAAAUAAGCUGAACAGACAGGACUUUCAACAGAAAGGGAAAAAAGACACCAUGGGACACACGCCAAAUUCCUGGUGAGUCCUGGGUACUCAGGAAAGGCUUCCUGGAGCAGAAGGUGAGACCCGGCAGGAGAGGGAGAGCUGUCACAUGUGAGCACAGUACCAGGUGGGGUGCCUGAGGCUGGGGUCCACACCCUCCAGAACUGAGUGUAGGUAGGUAACACCUGGGAGCGGGUCCAGCUACACCACACCCUCACUGUGGUGAGAGCACAUAGGCAGGUGCUCAUCUGCCUGAAACCUGGGUGAAGUCCUCCGUUUCCUUCUCUCCUCACCCUCCCAGCCAGGAAAGGAGAUUCCAGGACACUCAUCAUGGUUCAGAAUGUUCCAGGCUCCUACCAGCAGCAGAAUGUGCCAAAGAAGACAAGCAGUGUGACAUGGCAGCGACAUUUUAGGAGAGUAACUCGCAAAAGUGGCUAGGCAUGGUGGGACCUGCCCAACGUCCUCACUCUAGGACCACUGAGGAGAAACUACUGAAAUCCAAUGGGAAGAACAAUUAUACCAAAGGAACAUUUUAUGAUUAAGAUUCGCUCUCACCAAGUGCACCGGAUGUUAAGCAAACUCACUGAGGACAGACAGCACCUGCUCUGUCGUAAAGACGGGGUGACCAUGGAUUCCAACCAUCCUGCUGGAGCCCAGGCCUCAAGAAACCCCAGAUGUCAUUGCUGGUCUCUGUCCACCUGCCGGCUCCAGACUCCUCCGAGGGCACCGGAGGAGCAAGGUCAGAGCAGAAAGUCUACGGAUUUCCGUCCUCUCCCCAUCCAGCGGCAGCACCCCCUCCUCCGCCCUGCAGCUGGCUCGCAAGUGGGCCCCCACGCUGGUCCCAGCCUAGUCUCAGGGGCUUCGGGAGGACGCACCCGGCCCUGGGUCUUCCUCCCCCCGCUCCUCCCCUCCUCAUCUUCUCGGGUCUGAAGCCGGCGGGCCAGGAGCGCAGUCCUGGACUACGCCAGUCCAUGCUGGUGGCUGCGCGUCUGUCCAGGUCCCUCUGGGGCGGGGGGCCGAGGACCGUCCCCGGGGCGCCGGGUCAGUUCUCCGCACGAGGGUCGGGGACACUGAGGAUCGAUCGCGGCUGCGGCGAGGGGACCGAGGAACUGGCCGCCGCCCUUUCACCAGAUGCUGUUUGCAGAUGUGGCGGCGUCUGCAGACUUGAACCACAAGUAAAGUUCUCUGAGCCGGAGCUCGGCGCGGUGCCCUGGCGGGCGGGGCGAGGGAAUCAGGACCCGCAGGCACUGCGCCAAGGCCGCCAGGCGAUGCCCCCGCGCUCGGGGACACUGUGGUCACCAGGUGGGAUCCGUGCCGGGAACAGCCUUAGGGAGAAGGAGGGGACUCCGCCUGGGGGAGCAAUGAGAGGGCGUUCUCUGCACCACCAGGAAAUGCGGGUGACGCUCAAGUUCCUUCCUGCUGCAACUCCAAAGGAUGCGGGUGACGCACAGAUUCCUCUCUGCUGCCAACUCCAGGGGACCUUGGAGACCGGGGUCUGGAGGAGGGGCAGACAAAGGACUCACAGAGCCACCUUCCCGUCCCCCCUGCCUUAUAUCCACUAUCUCUACCCCAACCAGAGUCUCCAGGCUGAGUCUCUGAGGAGCAGAAACUGAGGAGUUGAAACCAGCUCAGCCGUGUUAGGCGUGGGAGGGACCCAGCAGGCUGACUUACCACGGCAAACCCUGGUGGCACUACCUGACAGCUGUCACUCAUUCUUGGAUGGAGUUCCUCAUAAGUCUGGCUAAAAUAAAUAAUAAAAAUA